Magnusiomyces paraingens is the source of this 906-nucleotide messenger RNA. RefSeq lists its product as uncharacterized. Bases 1 to 906 code for a protein of 301 amino acids. Lineage: Eukaryota; Fungi; Ascomycota; Dipodascomycetes; Dipodascales; Dipodascaceae. The transcript has a single exon. The record is from RefSeq and is a predicted model, not a curated record.
AUGGCUUCUCACUCUGAACAAAAGGCCCGCAACGAAGAAAAGGUCCCAACCCCGGCCUACCUGCCAACUAGCACAGACUCUCCACUUUACGUUAACCGCAAACUCUACAACUCUAUUGCUGAGACUGGUACCAAAGAAAACAUCCAAAAGGGUCGUGUUCUUGUUGAUAAAUUCAUUAUCCCUAUCCGAUCUGCCAAGGCAUGGAAGGUUCCUGCAGGCCAUGUGUGCCGCUUGAGCACUCCCGAAGGACCCCAAGUGGGAGAUUUGAACCUUUGGAACUUAAAUAACCCACGCGAACGCUUUUGGGCUGCUCGAACUCGCCAGCUGCACCAGUGUCAUGUGUCUACUUAUGACCGCCUUUGGUCCUCUCUUCCCUUCUUGAGACCCAUGGCUACCAUCAUUAGCGACACAUUGACUGACUACGGUACUGAUAAGUGGGGUGGCCGCUGUCACGAUCUUCUGGGAACCCGUUGCGAUCCUUACGUCGAUGCUCUUCUUGCUGGAAACCAAAUGGAUUUUCACUGUCACUCUAACCUCACGCGCGCCGUGAUGCCAUUUGGGCUGACCGAGUACGAUGUCCAUGACGUUCUUAACGUUUUUCAGGUCACUGGUUUGAACGAAAAAGAGCAGUACUUUAUGGAAACUUGUCCCUCGACAUCUGUCGAUCACUUUGAGUUUUUUGCCGAGAUCGACUUGCUUUGUGCAUUGUCGGCAUGCCCUGGUGGUGACUUAUCUCUUUGGGGCUGGGGAGAGACUGAUGAAGACAGCCAGGUGAAAUGCUGCCGCCCCUUAGGUGUCGAAGUAUACAAGAUUGUUGAUGAAGAACUUCUCAAGGACUGGAAAGAACCUGAGGUUGCUCCUUAUUAUGGUAAUCAUGGCUUGAAGACUCCUGUUUUUGAAAAGUAA